Messenger RNA from Rotaria socialis, 801 nucleotides. Lineage: Eukaryota; Metazoa; Rotifera; Eurotatoria; Philodinida; Philodinidae. The record is from the annotation of a GenBank genome assembly.
AUGUUAGUAUUUCUAAAAGCAGAUAAACAUUUGACUUUAUUUAUCAAUGCAGCUCUUACGUCGCCGACUAUUAUCUAUGGAAAUUUUACUUGCGAGACAUGGAAAAACUUAUCAUACGGAAAUCCGUCAAACUAUCAAAAAUGCUUAUCGCGGGGUUCUGAUGGAUCUUUUUGGAAUGUUGAAGGGAUACGUCAUACGGCACAUAAAAAUCUAUUGAAUUCUACAUCACUUAUUAUUGAAGUCGGUGGAAAUCGUGGACAUGAUACAGUUAAAUUUAUUGAAUUGUAUAAUCCAUUCAUAAUUAGUUAUGAACCUCUAGUGCCGAUGUGGAAAAGUCUAACAGAACAAUUUAAGUCAAAUCCUAAAGUACAAAUUUAUCCAUAUGGCCUUGGCAAUCGUGCAAGAACUUUAUUAAUUGAACCACAUGAUUUUGGUAAUGCUGGCACAAGUAUUUUUCGAAAGAUUAGUUCGACAAAUUCAUCUACUAUUCAAAAAAUCGAGCUACUUAAUAUUGUUUCAAUUAUUAGAGAUAUUCAAAGGACUAGAACGAAAACUGGCAUAAUCGAUAUGAUUAGUAUAAAUUGUGAAGGAUGUGAAUUUGAAGUAAUACCGGCUCUAAUACUUAAUAAUAUGACACAAUACUUUCGAAUUAUUCAAUUUGCUACACAUUCUGGACUUCUAUCAGGGUCAUCGUGUAUUUAUUGCCAGAUACAGCAAGCCCUAGAAAUAACACAUACAACUUUAUAUCACUAUAAUAUGUUGUGGGAAGGAUGGCUGUUUAAAGCAAAAAAAAAUAAUUAA